AAAAACCUGUACGCAUAAAAUUACGAAUAAGAUCAGAAAGCUUCUUGAAAAAUAUUGAAUUAAAAUGAUAAACGAUGCAGAGUUUGAAAAUGAAUUAAGCAGCGAUGAUUCUGAUUAUCGCCCAGACAGAGAAGUUGAUACUCCAAGUGAAAAUUCGGAACCUGAUGGUGAUGAUUUAGAAGAAGUUGAGGAAAAUUCAAAGACUAAAUCUAAAAAGAAAUUAAAGAAACCUUCAAUAGCACGUAAAAGUAAAUUAUCAACAGAAACAGAAAAAACCGAAAAUGAGGAGCUCAAAAAGGAAGUAGACAUCGAAGAAGAAAAACGUAUUGCUGAUGCUUUAUGGGCUGAUUUUUUAGGAGACACAGGAUCAAAAACUGAUACAAAAGAAAGUGGUGAAAAAGAAAAAAAAAUGGCAAGUUCCUCUUCACUACAUGUUAAACCAGCCAUUCCAAAUAAGAAACCAACGCCUCCAAUAGAAUCAAAUAAAAUCUUUGAGUUUGCAGGCGAGAUAGUUGAAAUUAAAUCAAAGAACAAUGAAAGCGAUAAAGAAAUAUCUCCGUCAACAACAAAAACUUUAACACCUGGAAAUAAACGACCAGCUGGUGGACUUGGUUCUGUUUUAAGUCAACUAACUAAGAAGAACAAACUAAAUAUGCUUGAGAAAACCAAACUUGAUUGGGAUGUUUUUAAACAGAAUGAAGGUAUCAAUGAAGAACUUCAAUCACAUAACAGAGGACGAGAUGGGCUAGUAAAUCAUCUCAUGAUGGUUUACACGUCCAAUUUUAGCGACUGGAAAAAAUAUGCGAAAUUUGAUCGUUAUCGGUACACGAGGAACUUGGUAGAUGCUGGAAAUGAUCGUUUUAAUUUAAUGAUUUUGUGUUGGAAUGAAGGGCAAUCGUCGGCUAUUCAUGAUCAUGCUGAUAGUCAUUGUUUCAUGAAGAUUCUAAAGGGAGGUUUGACAGAAGUAAAAUAUAGUUGGCCUCAAGAAACUUCUGAAACAACAAUUUUAAACGACUUUAAAUCAAACUGUGGAGAAAUUGGCGCUUAUCAAGAUGAAAACGGUGAAUAUGUGCAGGAGUUACAGGAAAUUGGCCGCAGUACAAUGAACACUAAUGAUGUUUGUUAUAUAAACGACAACAUUGGCCUCCAUCGAGUUGAAAAUUCAAGCAACACAGACGUUGCGGUAUCACUUCAUCUUUAUUGUCCGCCUUUUGACAGCUGCAAUGUUUUCAAUAAGGCUGGCAAAAAAACACCAGCAAAGGUGACAUUCUGGAGUAAAUUUGGAAAACGCGCAAAGGAAAUUGAAGAAAAAUAGGAAUCUACAAAGCACAGAACUUCAACAUAUUUCAACAGUCUUUGCUUCUUUAAGUAUCUAUUAUUGAUGACUAAGUGAAAGCUACAUCUAAACUUUAAUCCUAAGCUACCUUUUUUCAUUUUAUAUUCAAAAAAGCUUAAUGAACUAUUUUUUGGCAUGCUUUAACAUUAUUUACAUCAAUAAAUAUUAAAAGAUAUUCACAUAAAAUAAAAAUGAAUGAUUUGAAGAAUAUUUGUGAGAGUUAAGAUUAUUGAAAGGUUUAAUAAAAGAUUAUGGAAAUGUAAGUUUGUUGAGUUGUUUGCUAACAACUCGAGGUAAAUAUGAUAAGGACAAGCUUUGUCAACUUCCUUCUCUUUUCUCACAUAUUUGGGAUAUUUGAUGAUCUCUGUAGGAGCACGAAUGCUAUCAUUGGCAAUUCGACAAAACAACAUGUAACGACCUGUUGUCAUCAAAUGUUCUAAUUGACUUGCAUAAGAUGCAUCUUCCCACGGAAGUUGAUAAAGAUGACGCAUAAACGUUCGGUCGUGGAAUUCUACUGGAUCAUUAAUCACGAGCUUAU
This is a messenger RNA of Clunio marinus, 1874 nucleotides long. The record is from the annotation of a GenBank genome assembly. NCBI's taxonomy places the organism in Eukaryota, Metazoa, Arthropoda, Insecta, Diptera, Chironomidae.